Toxorhynchites rutilus septentrionalis is the source of this 2203-nucleotide messenger RNA. RefSeq names its product probable G-protein coupled receptor Mth-like 11. The record is from RefSeq and is a predicted model, not a curated record. Gene Ontology annotation, molecular function: G protein-coupled receptor activity. Gene Ontology annotation, cellular component: membrane. The coding region runs from base 509 to 1897 and encodes 462 amino acids. Gene Ontology annotation, biological process: G protein-coupled receptor signaling pathway; cell surface receptor signaling pathway. The transcript has 9 exons. NCBI's taxonomy places the organism in Eukaryota, Metazoa, Arthropoda, Insecta, Diptera, Culicidae.
UCCUCGCACGGUUCGCAUCGUUUUGAUCGGCUUUCUCUCGUCUUGCUUAAUAUCCAUUCACACGAGUUCGAGUGCGUGUUUUACGUCUUUACGUCGAGACGAAUAAACAACAUUUGAUUUGGACAGAGGAACAAAAAAAAAAAGGUUUCAAAGGAUAUAUUGUUUCAUUAAAUCUUCCUCCUUGACACAUUUCGUGGAAUUAGUGCACUGACGACUCUGUCGUCGAGAGUGUUUAAUUUUCUGUGUUUUAUAAAAAAAAGCAGCAGUAGUUAAUGAACUCUUUGCGCGGCCGUCAGCAUGACCAGGUCUAGAUUGGCGUCAAGUAGGAGCGAGCAAUGAAGAUGCCGAUGCUCGGUGUCCGCGUAUCAGUGAAAAGUGAAAAAUAGUUGAGUGUGGAAAAUUAGGUAAUAAUAGUCGAGUAGUUUGCAAACGCGAGUACGCGUUUCACUCGAACUCGCUUUCAUUGGAACAAGUGCAUAUCGAUGUGAACAUUUCACUCCACCCGUUGAUGCCAAAUAGUGCCAAAGUAUUCAAACAAAAUUCUGAUGGUCUGAACCUAGCUAGCUUGUGUGGCAACAUGAAGUACAAAUAUUGUAAUAGGUGUAGCAACAUGGUGCUGGCCGCAUUAGUUGGUUGCGUUUUAGUAGCCACUGUCUGCGGCAGCAGUAGUGUUAAUAGUACUAGUGACCCAAAUGCUCUCACGGUGAAAGAGCAAAAGUGCUGCAAGGAUAUGGAUGUGCUCUCCGCUGCCCACUAUGGAUGUUCGAACCGGUCGGGAAAUGUAACGUACCAAGUGGUGCUUAACUGCUCGCAGCAUUACAUCAUCUACCAGGAACUGGAAAACGACGUUCACGUAGACUCGAAGGGUGCCUUAGUGGACGGAAACUACAAAGUUGACUGGAACGACUACUGUUCAGCCUCCCUUAAGGACGAUGAGGGAAUACAACCGGUGUUCAUGGUGUGCUUCAACACCGAUGCGUACGCGUCCAGCUUGACGUUCUACUUCAGCAAAGGAAUCAUGAUGCUGAUAUCGGUGUUCUUUCUGGCCAUCACACUUUACGUGUACUUCCUCAUCCCGGACCUGCGGGAGACACAGGAUAAGGUCACAUCGUUUGCCGUUAUCUGCCUGAUGAUGUUUAUGCUGGCUUUGAGUGUAGUGCAGCUGAGAGCCUCCAUUACCUACAGCUCUCUGUGCCCGGUGAUAGCGUUCCUGAUGUACUUCUUCCUGAUCAGUUACUUCGCCUGGUUGAACAUGGUGAUGGCCAACGUUUGGAAAUUGACAGUCGCACGGCGGUGGAAAAUAAAGGAGCGAGCUUGGUAUAUUCUGAAUCACAUCUAUGCCCACACGGUAGGAUUGACGCUGACCGGAAUGGUGUACAUCUAUCAUCUACGGAAUGCCACCUUCGGGGAGAUAUCCUGCUGGUUCAGAACGGAGCGAGAGCAGUCCUACUUCGUCUAUCUGCCGCUGAGCGUAAUGCUAAGCAUCAACAUCUUCCUGUUCGCGUGGACCAGCUAUCAUCUGCACUCGAGUGGGGACGACAUCAGUCCGGAUCGGAAAAAAGCACUGCGAUACAAAUGCAUGCUGUACUUGAAGCUGUUCCUGCUGGCCGGACUUAUCUGGAUUUUCGAAAUUAUCUCAUUCCACAUCGAGGCCCCCGAAGGUUCCCAAAACCGAUCCUGGUUCUGGAUACUUAUCGACUCGAUAAACUGUCUACACGGGGUGCUAAUAUUCUUCGUGCUAAUCGUGUGGCGGCAGCGCAUUAGGCGAGAGCUCUCGGGCCGGCGGAUAUUAUGCUUCCGUGGUCCAGCCAGUUGGGCCCAGCUGAAGGAUGAUGAGCAGGAGCAACUGGCAGACGAUAAUCGAGAGAACGGAAAGUAUGAUUUGAUCAUUAAGUAAACAGGAGUGCUUGACCCGGAUGGGAUGAUGAGAUGCGGUGUGUUUAUAUAUAGGUGCAGCAGCUGCAGCAGUAACAACGGCAGGAAUUGAUGAUUAACAGACGUUAAGUGUUAUCACUCAGACAUUAAGUAGAUGUUACAUUUAGAUUAGGAGAAUUCGUUGAAUGCUUUUAGAGUUACUUAAUGGAAUAUCCUUAUAUAUAUAUAUUUGAUUAUAAGUUUCACCACCAGCUUUGAAAUUUAACCAAUUGUUACUUGGAGGAUUCGAGUUUUGAAUUUAUCGAGGAAUGUGUUUGCUGAUGCCAAU